Mercenaria mercenaria is the source of this 5839-nucleotide messenger RNA. RefSeq names its product netrin receptor UNC5B-a-like. Gene Ontology annotation, molecular function: metalloendopeptidase activity. The transcript is spliced from 4 exons. The record is from RefSeq and is a predicted model, not a curated record. Lineage: Eukaryota; Metazoa; Mollusca; Bivalvia; Venerida; Veneridae. Bases 336 to 1010 code for a protein of 224 amino acids. Gene Ontology annotation, biological process: extracellular matrix organization. Gene Ontology annotation, cellular component: extracellular matrix.
UUGUAUUGAACAACAGCAGUACCGGAUAUUUAUGUGACGGGAUUUCAUCCUUACUCAAGCUUUCCACGAAUAGUUAUGUAAUAUACUUGAACAGAUACUUCGACUUAAAGUGGAAAGUCAUGUAUAAUGAAAAAAAAUCAAAUAAGUAAUUACAAUAAAACAGCAAACCAUUAACUCUAGAGUCAGUUUUCAAACAGAAAGACACAAGAGUGUUUGUGGAACGUUAUUGUGAUUAUAAAAAUAGUUUAUAUAUUCAAAGAAAACUAGAUAUAUAACGUGUAAAUACGAAUCUCAUCGAACGAAAAUUUACAACCUUAUCAAGAAAAAUAGCUAGCAUGGAGACCUAUGACACAAUAGAACCGGAGCAUAGGAUUUGUAUGGAAAACUUAGACAAAACGAACCCAGCACUGAGUGAAAUUUAUGAGAAACUUCAGAUAACACAUCCACAGGAAGACACGAGUAAAGUUUCGAAAAAUAUCUGCAUGACAGAUAGAAAACGGAAGUAUCUGGUGCUAUUAUGUGUAAUGACGUGUGUUGUUUUAAGUCUUACUUCUUUAGGCUUCACCAUACUAGAGAAAGUGGAAGCAAUUGACGGAUCCUGGAGUGGCUGGGCACAUUGGGAAGCCUGUUCAAGUACAUGUGAUGUUGGAAUGCAGAGACGUCAAAGAAACUGUUCUAACCCUCACCCAUCAGGAAACGGACGCCAGUGCCUUGGUGUGGACAACGAACAAAGAUUUUGCUAUUCUGGACCCUGCUCAAAAACAACAACAGAGAUGACGACAACUAUGGAGUCUACGUCACAACUUCCGUGUUGUGAAGAUAUGUACCCUACAUAUGCUGAUUUGUUAUUCGCCUUAGAAAUCCCUGAGACAACAACAACAAGCUCGACAAUGACGCCUUGGCCGCCAUCACAGUAUAUCGACUCUGUCAAUAACGCUAUUGAAAUUGCUAAUUGCCAAUCUUGUGGAUACGACUACGACGGUGGUUCAGGAGGAUUAUUCUUAGGUUAGAGCACCAGUGACAAGGCAGUUCCCACAAUGUGCCAGGAAAUUGUCAGGAAUAACAUUAUAUGCAUUUUGUUCUAGUAUAGGUAAUUUAGGAAGGUAACCAUAUGCUUUUCUUUAUGGUAUAUGUAGAUGUGAUAAAGUUUUCAUAUUUAAAUAUAUGUACUGCUUAAUGGAAACCAUUGUGUCAUUCUAUUUAGUCAAGGGACAUUCUAUGCUUUCAAAGAAUCUUCUAAAUUUUUGCACAUAAAUCAAUGUGGGGUUGAGGGGAUAGCUAGAAGUUAUGUUUACAGCAGUAUGAUGCAAAAUUUAAUAAAACUCGAUUAUAACUAAAGUAUGCAAAUUUAUACAUUUGUCAUUAAAUGGGUGUCUAUUUUAUGUUUAUUUUAUGAUAUAUUAAUGUAUAUUUUGAAAAAUUACAAUUUUGUGCUUAAACGUCCUUUUCUCUAAUUUAUAACAAUAGGUGAUAAAAAUACGUCGCCUCUAAUUGUCAUUUUGCGCUAGAAUACUGAAACUAAUUUUAGUUUUGCGUGCUUUGCUGGCAAAUAAAACACGGUUUUGAGUUCAGAUGCAAGAAAUCCCGUGUUCUAUUUGCCAACAAAGCACGCAAAACCUAAAUCUACUUUCAUUCUAACACGUUCCAGUUACAUCAAAGUCCAUUUUCUUAACACAAGAAUGCAAACUACAGUAAUUACUGCUGUUUUAAAUACGAGGGAGUGAACCGGAAUAGCCAAAGGUAGGUCAUUUUGCGAAACGUGUUUUAAUCGACAAGACAAUACACGGUAAAAUCCUUCUUUGUUAAUAUAAAAGAAAAUCUUAAAAGUCUUAGAAUACCUAAUAGCCCAUUUAUAAUUAGCAUAUAUUUUUUUCUUUAAACAUUCAAUCAGUGCAACAAAGCUACUGUAAGCUGAAAGUGCAUUGUUUUAAUUGGUAAUGCAUCCAUUUUUAACUAUUUGUGUGAAGUAUUGGGUUUUUCAAAAGUUGAACAGUUAGAACGGGUACACAGAAAAUAUCUAAAUGGUCACUUGAUGUAAAAUUGUCAACAUGCAACGCCGCAUUGAAUCAUCGAGUGAAACCGGAAAUUUCCCAUUGUUUGUGAUUAGACAAAUAGGAAGAGUUAAAUUUUAUUUGAAAUUACAUUUUAGUUAGAGAAAAGUAAUAAUUGUUUGUUAACAACUGCAUUUAUCUCACUUAGAUAUGAUACUGAUAGAUAUAAGAAGGUACUCAUCUGGGCUUCUAAAGUAAAACAUUUAUUACAAGAAUCAGGUUUUAAUGAUGUUUGGUUAUAUCCUUAAUCUUUUGAUAUUAAAAUGUUAAUUCCAAUAUUACGAACAAGAUUAUUUGAUUUUUACAUCAUCAAAUGGAGACAAGACAUGUGUAACAAAUCUUGUCUUUGUUUGUUUAAAGAACUUAAGCUGACAUUUGAUAUAUCUUAAUGUCUGAAUAAAAAGAAUUGUUUAACUUCAAAAUAGUUUUGCUAAAUUAAAAAUGUCGCUUCAUCAUUUAAACAUUGAAACUGCUAGACAUAGAAAUAUACUGAGAUCUGAAAGAAAAUGUACUUUAUGUGAACUUUGUCUUAAUAUGUCCUGUUUAUUCCGAGUUAAGGAAAAGGCAUAUACCACAUUACUAUUACAACCAUCAUUCAUAGAACUUUUGAAUACAUCUAAUUUGUAAGGUUCAAAUAGGUUGGCUAUAUUUUGUCAUAUAUUGUUUAAAAUGAUAAAUUAUAAUUUAAGUUCUUUAAAUCAUUGAAAAAUAUUUGUUUUAAACAUACUAAACUGUAUUGUUGGAUUAUGAAAUAUUCAAUUUGAAUGCUUAGUCUAUGUACUCAAAUAUUUUUAUCAUUGAUGUCUGUGCAUAUUUCAUUCUCACUGUACGUAUAUGUAAAAUAAAAUAUUUCUGCAUGCUGUAUAUAGCUAUGAUAACGAAGAACUUCUUAUAUUCAAGACAUAUUAUUAUAUAUCAUUAAAGUUCUGAUCUGUUCUGUUUCUGUUCUGUGUUUUUUUAAAGAAAGAUAAUAUUCAAAUUUAUCAAAGCUGAUCCAUUGUCGGUAGAUUAACUUUUCAAAUAGAGGUAAAGAAUCAACAUAACAAACAAUGAACUAUAUGUUUUCGGUUAUUACCGAUACCGAAAAAAAACGAAAUUGGGAUUAAAAAUAUAAAUCAUUUAUUUAUGAUACAAAAUGAAACUUUAUUCAAAUAAUCCAGCAAUUAAACAAGUCUACAGUUACCUAGGUCACAGUUCUCCUAGACCUGUCCGCUUUACGUUAGAUGUUCGUUUCACAGCUCAUUCAUAGCGAACUAUGUUCGCUCUAUGGAUAUAGCGUACCUCGAAUAUUUUGUGAACCCGACGAAUUCCUUAUAACCAACUUUUACUGUAAAUUGUACAAUUCACAUGUUUCUGAUAUUUUGACAGGAAAGAACUCCAAAAUCUACUACGUCACAACAUGUGAGAACUCUUUACCAUAUUCAAUAGCUUCCCAUUUGCCGUCUUGAAAUAUUGAGCCUAACGUUUUUUACAAUUUAGCCAACAAACUUGGAAACAAAAAGAACUUAAAUUUGUACAAUAACUACAAUUCAAAUAUACACGUGUAUAUCAAUUUGUUUUAUUUCUAGAAAUCAGUAUUUAAAGAGAUAUUCAGGCAUUUUAUUAGGUUUUUUAACAUUGUUCUGUACAAUACGGAGAUAUAUUUGGACGAGUACAAGGCUGAGAAAACCAUAUUGGACAAGCCGCUAGGGUAAGAGUCCAAAUAUAUCUCGUAUUGUACACAGUUCAAUGUUAAAUAACCUUUUUAUUCUAUAUCUACUUUAUUUUAGUUUAAAUUUAAUAUGAUUCACUGAAUAUUGUAUUUCUGCCUUUAUGAUUUUAAGACGCAUAAUUAAACUCUGUACAUAGAGCGCCUACUUCACCUGAUUUACAUUCGGAACAUUUUCACGCGUUUCGGGCUUUAUCGUAUGUUUAACAUGGGACUUUCUGAACCGUCUAAAUACGGGAAAAAAUACAAGUUUUUUUUUGUACGCAGAGCACGUGCGUCCAAUAAGGAAAUAUAUUGUACGGUCACGUGUUGCAAAUGAACGUUAUCGAUUGAUUGGAUAGAUAAAAUAGAUAUAGAAUAAUGUCAUUUAUCCCUUACCGUUGUAUCACCGGAGGGCAAUUUGGGUCGGGACCUCGCUCCCCUUUCUCCGCCCUUGCCAUCUGUCGGUCAUUAUCUUUCAUCAUUUUAACACGAACUGAGCAUAGAUUAGGAUUAUGGAGCAUCUUCUGUAACAGCUACAGUUUCGGCAUGCUUUAAAAAUACACUUUUUACCAUCAAUGCUCUAUAUAAGAGGGUGUUCAAAAUUCUCCGGAAAAGUGCUAUUAUAGUAUCUUUAUUUCUUGUCCUAUUUUGCUAAAAUUUAAAAUAUGAUGGAUAAGAACAUCUUAGAUGUGAAUUUUAAAUAACAUAAUUCAGACCAUGUUCAUUAUUUACUUACCGUCUCUAAGGCAUUGCCUCUACCUCUAAAGUGGCAAAACGUCAUUUUGUCGCUGUACACCGAUCCGUAUCAAGAAGUUCCGUUACUGAACGUUAUUGUCUUUUGUCGCGGGUCGUCAGCAAUAUUCUUUUGACCACUUUUAAACUUCCCAUGCCACUAAUAAGAUAUUGUUUUCUUCAGGGCAUUGUCUCUUUAACCUUAUGCAACAUAGCAUUUGUCCCUCUCCUUGAUUUUUUAUUCAAAACACAAAACGGUUUCUCAUGUUUACAUUCAACACCGAUUUUAAGCGAUGAUCACCACAAUAUGCUUGAAUGGUGUAACAUUUAUAAUUUCAAGUUAUUGGCUUAAUGCUUACAUUUAACACGAAUAGUCGGCCUAUCUUUUCUCUUUACAAAGAUAUAAAAAAUAUAUAUCUAAAAAGAAUAACUAAUGCUUCCCUUGGCGAUUAAAAAACACCACUAUCAGUUUCAGUUUACGGCAUAUAGUUACUGAAUAAAAUAAGCAAAAACCUGUGAUACGUAUCUUAUUCUUUCCCCUGUAGCCACUUUAUUCAUAAUUUGAGAAUAUUUAUUAUCCUAUUGAAGUAUUCUACAGACAAUAAAUUUUUUAAAUAUGUUUUUAUUUUGAAAUUAUUUUAAUGUCUUCUUGCUUCCCUAGACGUUUAAAAGUUGGUGACUUUUGUAAAAUUUCUUGUAAACCGCUCGCGGAAACUCACGAACUCGACCAAAGUUAAGCUGUCUAUGAUACAGAGAGCUGAUGGUUACAAAAGAGUAUUAUAAUUGAUAGGUGUUCAAUCUGUUAUAUUUAUUAUAUAGUCUGUAGUUACUGACAGGUAUCCUUAACGAAAUAAGGAAAUAUUGUAUUGUAUUGUUGUAUUGGUAAUUCUUACUGCAUGCAUCAAUAUAAAAGAAAAAAAGAAAGAAAGGUAGAGAGAGAGAGAGAAGAAAGGAAAGUCAUAACUAUUUCAUGAGUGAAAUUUACACAAUUAGAAAAGUAGCUGGAGUAUAUAAAUGGUCUAUAUUUUACUGCUUGCUAAAAAUUCAUAAGAUAAUAUGCACUUUGCCACUAUAUAUAUUUCUUUCCAGGACAAAGCCACUGUCUCGUACUUUAAAAAUUCGCAUAAUUACAUUUGUACCCCUUAGUUUAAGUUUUAACCAUAUAUAUCUUAUAAAGAAUUUAUAUAAUGCAACAUUUUGAAUAAACUGUUUUCGGAGCCUCUGAAACAGCCAUAUUAAAGCACUUUUUGAUAGUUGUUUAUUACCAAUUAACAGCUUUUUGCAAGUUUAUUGCGUAUCAACACCUUUUUAUUAGGGGGCUAGGGGUGAUCAGGUCUUUUUAUUACACAUAUAAUAAUCUUCUCGG